GGCCAGGCCCAGCGACUGGAGCCGGGCCUCCGCCGCCAGAGGCCAGCGAGUGCUGUCUUCCUGAGUCGGCAGCCGGGCCAGGGGCGGUGGGAGGGAGCGGUGGCCUGUGCUGUGGCCAUGUCUGCGUCCGCAGGGGCCCGUGGUCCCGCGAACCUGAACCAUCAGUCCGGGCCCAGCCGGACACCCGUGCCCUCCCGGGGGUCCGGCAGAGGGCAGUGACCUGCAAUCUCUGUGCUUCCUGACCCCUUCCCCCUCCCCGAGAAACAGGAGAGCCCAAGGGAUGGCUGCUGACAUGCAGAGGAAGAGAAGCAGCGAAGGCCCCGAUGGCACGUUGGCUCCUUCUGAUGGGCAGAGUGUGGAGAGAGCUGAGAGCCCCACACCAGGACUGGCCCAGGGAAUGGAGCCAGGUGCCGGACAGGAGGGUGCCAUGUUCGUCCAUGCCCGUUCCUACGAGGACCUGACUGAAUCAGAGGAUGGGGCAGCUUCUGGGGAGAGCCCCAAGGAGGGUGCUGGCGGUCCCCCACCACUGCCUACAGACAUGCGCCAGAUCAGCCAGGACUUCAGUGAGCUGAGCACCCAGCUGACGGGUGUCGCCCGAGACCUGCAGGAGGAGAUGCUUCCAGGAAGCUCUGAGGACUGGCCGGAGUCCCCAGGGGCAGUUGGGCGACCAGCCACAGAGCCCUCAAGGGAGGGCACUGGUGAAGGGGAUGAGGAGGAGACUGCUGAGGCAUGGCGCCUGCACCAGAAGCAUGUCUUCGUGCUGAGCGAGGCGGGGAAGCCUGUGUACUCCCGCUAUGGGUCAGAGGAGGCACUUUCCAGCACCAUGGGUGUCAUGGUGGCCCUGGUGUCCUUCCUGGAGGCUGACAAGAAUGCCAUCCGUUCCAUCCAUGCAGAUGGCUACAAGGUAGUAUUUGUGCGCCGGAGCCCACUGGUGCUGGUGGCGGUGGCCCGCACGCGGCAGUCGGCACAAGAACUGGCGCAAGAGUUGCUCUACAUCUACUACCAGAUCCUGAGCCUUCUUACGGGCGCGCAGCUGAGCCACAUCUUCCAGCAGAAGCAGAACUAUGACCUGCGGCGCCUGCUCUCGGGCUCUGAGCGCAUCACGGACAACCUGCUGCAGCUCAUGGCGCGAGACCCCAGUUUCCUGAUGGGGGCGGCGCGCUGCCUGCCCCUGGCGGCGGCCGUGCGCGACGUCGUGAGUGCCAGCCUGCAGCAGGCGCGCGCCCGCAGCCUCGUCUUCUCCAUCCUGCUGGCGCGCAACCAGCUCGUGGCGCUUGUGCGCCGCAAGGACCAAUUCCUGCACCCCAUCGACCUGCACCUGCUCUUCAACCUCAUAAGUUCCUCCUCGUCCUUCCGCGAGGGCGAGGCCUGGACGCCCGUGUGCCUGCCCAAAUUCAACGCAGCCGGCUUCUUCCAUGCACACAUCUCUUACCUGGAGCCUGACACGGAUCUCUGCCUGCUGCUCGUCUCCACCGACCGUGAGGACUUCUUUGCAGUGUCUGACUGCCGCCGCCGCUUUCAGGAGCGCCUGCGGAAGCGCGGAGCGCACCUGGCGCUGCGGGAGGCACUGCGCACACCUUACUACAGUGUUGCCCAAGUGGGCAUCCCUGACCUGCGCCACUUCCUCUAUAAGUCAAAGAGCUCAGGACUCUUCACCAGCCCUGAGAUCGAGGCCCCGUACACCAGUGAAGAGGAGCAGGAGCGGCUGCUGGGCCUCUACCAGUACCUGCACAGCCGCGCCCACAAUGCCUCCCGCCCACUCAAGACUAUCUACUACACGGGCCCCAACGAGAACCUCCUGGCUUGGGUGACAGGCGCCUUUGAGCUCUACAUGUGCUACAGCCCCCUGGGGACCAAGGCGUCGGCCGUCAGUGCCAUCCAUAAACUGAUGCGCUGGAUCCGCAAAGAAGAAGACCGCCUCUUCAUCCUCACGCCCCUCACGUACUGAUGAGAAUGUGUGUGGGCUCGGCCCUCCUAGGCACACCAGGCUGUGGAAGCCAUGGGAGCUUCCAGGUGGGGCUGGCCUCUCUGGCCCAGGCAGCAGGCAGGGACUGUGGGUUGCUGUGUGCAUUAAAGUGCUUUGGGGAACACACU
Messenger RNA from Balaenoptera musculus (blue whale), 2094 nucleotides. RefSeq names its product MON1 homolog A, secretory trafficking associated (gene MON1A). Lineage: Eukaryota; Metazoa; Chordata; Mammalia; Artiodactyla; Balaenopteridae. The coding region runs from base 281 to 1948 and encodes 555 amino acids. The transcript has 6 exons. Gene Ontology annotation, biological process: protein targeting to vacuole; vesicle-mediated transport. The record is from RefSeq and is a predicted model, not a curated record.